Molecule: messenger RNA, 1795 nt
Organism: Beta vulgaris subsp. vulgaris (sugar beet)
Lineage: Eukaryota; Viridiplantae; Streptophyta; Magnoliopsida; Caryophyllales; Amaranthaceae
Exons: 1
Coding region: 101-1375 (424 amino acids)
Source: RefSeq, a predicted model, not a curated record
UCCUCUCUUUCAUGUAGUAGUAGUACACUAGUAUCAGAUCUAUUCAUAGUAUCAUCACUCCUAUUUCCUAGUACUACACUACUACACUACCGACAUUAUUAUGUCUCCACUUUCUCACUAUUUCAGUUUCACAAAAUUCCUCCUUUUUCACUUACUAUUUGCUUCUACUCUCUUUGCCUCUUCUGCAAUUCAAUUAAAACCUCAAUUCUUUCUUGCAAGAAGAACUUUACUUGAAAAAACUCACCAACAAAAUCAUGAUACUAAUCUUCCUCAAAUUUCAUCCAAAUCAAAAUCAUCAACUCAAAACAAAACUAAACUUAUCAAACCUUCUUCCUCAAUUUCUUCUAAUUCAUCCUCUAAAAAAAACCAAACCAAAUUAAUUCAAUCAACCUUAACUUCUCCUAAGAAUAAAACUAAAUCUUCUUCUAAAAAUGUCGGUGCUCCCAAGCUCCACUCAAAUUCAACCAAAUCAUCGGAUCUAGUCAAACCCAACUCUUCCCCAAAAAACAAAACCAAAUCUUCAUCUACUCUAGUUAAGGAAAUUACCAAAUUACCCCAAUCUGAUACUACUAAAAACAAUAUCAAAGAAACCCAAAAACAAAAACAAAAACAAAAAUCAAAAACUCCUUCACCACCGACAUGGAUGUACAACGAUGAAAACGACGAAGAUUACGAUUUUAUCGCGGAAAUUCGAGAUCUUCCAACAAAAUUUCACAAAACAUUUAUCCCAGAUUUACAUAAAAUCUCAACUACAUCAAAACUUUACCUCACAAAAACAAACAAAGAAAUUACUAAAACUUACAUUAAACCUUACGUAGGAAAAGAAUAUGCUUCUUCAGUUGCAAUUGCAAUAUCAUGUGCGUUCAUUAUUGUACCAUUUUUAUUAGUCUCUCUCCUCUUUAACCACAUCAAAGCAUUUUUCUCUCUCCAAAAACUUGUAAUUUUUACCCAAAUCUAUUUAUCAAUUUACUUCUCUAUCCUAUGUUUAAGUUCUUUAAUCACUGGAUUAGAGCCACUAAGGUUUUUUUAUGCUACUUCGCAGUCUACCUAUGUUUGGUUACAAGUAUUGCAAACUCUUGGAUAUGUGAUGUAUCUGUUGAUGUUGAUCAUGUAUCUUAUUCUUGUUUUCUCUACUGAUUCUGGAUUGGGCCAGAAGUUUUUGAGUUUGGCCCAGAUUUUUGUGGGCUUUUCUGUUGGGCUUCAUUAUUACAUGACGGUGUUUCAUCGUGUGGUGUUGCAUCAACCGCCUAAGACUAAUUGGAAAGUUCAUGGGAUCUAUGCCACGUGUUUUCUUAUCAUUUGUCUACUUGCUCGUGCUGAAAGAAGGAAAAAAGCUUACCUUGAAGAGGAUGGUGAAGAAGGAAAACUCAGCUGAACUUCUAUUCGUCGUCCUAAAAUUACUUAAAUAGCUGAACUUCUAUUCAUCGUUCUAAAAUUAGCUCAUUAAGUUAGAAAGUUUACUUUAUAUAUAUUUUUUUUCUCCUUUUGAUUCACACUCAUAAGUCAUAGAAGUAUAGUAUUAUGAUUAUUUUUUUUUUGGUCCUGAAAAGCGAGGAAGAAGAAAAUUGUGCUUUUACUCGCUUUAUCUUUUUAAAGAAUAUUUUACUUUUUAUUUUACUAGGAGUACUAUUUUGUUGGACCAAUUUUAUUUAAUCAGUAUUAUCAUAUUUUCUGCCAGUCCUGUUGUAGAAAUUCUGGAGCUUCACUUGUUUAUGUACUUGCAGUCUGCAGAUGCAGUAAAAUGUAAAGUACUGAUGUGUAUAAUAUAUCCAGAAAUAAAUGGUUGAUUGACUGA